Messenger RNA from Penicillium olsonii, 693 nucleotides. The record is from the annotation of a GenBank genome assembly. NCBI's taxonomy places the organism in Eukaryota, Fungi, Ascomycota, Eurotiomycetes, Eurotiales, Aspergillaceae.
AUGAUUAACCACUUAUAUCUCAACGGUGAUGAAUCUCAAGCCCAGGGCCCCGAUCACUCGGACCAGGAUUCGCAAUACGCCCCUACUCCAGGAUUUUACGGAUAUACACCACCCUCAAACUAUGGAAUCAGCCCUUCACCGGACCGUUGCCCUCAGGACGGCUUCGAGGACUUACUCGCUACCCAACCAGAAAUCAACGAGCUGCUUCAGCUCUCCGAAUGGGAGGUAAAUAGGCCAGACGACGAGCUUUCCGCAAGCUUUAUUCGGUAUACUAUCGAGUGGAAAGUCAAGGUUAAUAACCGGUCCGUGUCAGAGGAUACGGAACAGGACGUAGCCCUGAUCCCAAGUGCUUACUGGCCCUUGGUCCUUAGGGAAAAGCUGUAUAAGGUAAUUGAGGAGAAGGUUGCUCGCAAACGAAGGGUCAGGUCGGACAACACGUCCAUUGUUGUGUCCAUUAACGAUCGCAAACAACGCGACCUGAAAAAGCGGUUUAAUGGCCUCAGCAUUGACUGGACCACCGUGGAAAAACAAUUACUCGCGUGGGGGAAGUUUCAUGCUGGCGGCAAGGAGUUGCGGCUAGUGAUCAUCUUCAACUAUAUAGAGGACGACCACUGCAUUAGGGCUGCAACCGGGAGCAACGAGAAAAGAGGGAGGUCAUCGGUCACGAAAAGGAUGCUCAACGAGCGGGAUUAA